This is a messenger RNA of Limulus polyphemus (Atlantic horseshoe crab), 3784 nucleotides long. RefSeq lists its product as uncharacterized. The transcript is spliced from 14 exons. The coding region runs from base 47 to 3484 and encodes 1145 amino acids. Gene Ontology annotation, biological process: signal transduction. The record is from RefSeq and is a predicted model, not a curated record. Lineage: Eukaryota; Metazoa; Arthropoda; Merostomata; Xiphosura; Limulidae. Gene Ontology annotation, molecular function: GTPase activator activity.
AUCUCUUUAUUUUUUCAGCAAUGCUUUGCCAAGACGAGAUGGGAGUAUGAAAAUUAAAGCGCCUCCCCGUUCUUUCAUAAUGGAAAGUUCUGUUCAGUUCAUGAUGGGAGUUCAGCGACAAGAUAGACAUCUCUUUCUAUUUACUGACAUUUUACUGAUCGCAAAGCCAAGAUUCUCGGGUACUUACAAGCUGAAGGACAAGAUUCUAGUCAACGAGCUGUGGCUAUCUUCGUGUCUUUCUGAAGUAUGCGAGUCCAUUGGCUCUCCAGAAGUUUCUUUCGUUCUAGGCUGGCCAACCACUAAUGUCGUAGUGACAUUCAGCUCCCCACAGACUAAACAACUGUGGCAAAGUAAACUGAAAGAGUUGAUUGCAGAGGCCAAGAAAAAUGAAGAGAGGAACGUCACAUCUUUACAAGUUUGUUACUGGGACCAUGAAGUGAAUGAAGAAUUUUUCAAAACCGUAAAAGUGAGUAACACCCAAUCAACGUCUGAUUGUGUCCGACUGAUUCUUGACGACAUCGGUCAGCAGUCUUCAGAAAACUAUCAGUUGUGGGUGAAAACGGGAAAAGACGAGACUCCAUACCCAUUAAUAGGUCAUGAGUUUCCCUUCUAUAUUAAGAUGAACUUUGUUCGUGGAUUGUUGCAGCGAUCAAACUUUGACUUGCAGAACUUUAGCGUCAGUUCUGAUACAAAGUGUAUUUUCAUCUUACGUCAGUGUUCUACAGAUGACGUAGCACCUGUAGCUGAUGCUACAAGUAAGAAGAAAAGACCCCGAAGACCAACAUUGAUGGGAUGGCGUUUCAAGCGUAAUUCUAGUAAACAAGAUAAUUCUAAUGGGGACUUAUCCUCUUCGCCAUCAUCUUCGGUGUUUGCAAAGUCCUUCUCGAAACUCUGGGAAGAUGAUAAUUUACCAAAACCUGUGAUGGCAAUUCUGAAACAAUUGUUCAGAAAAGGGCCAUAUACCGUUGGCAUUUUCCGAAAGUCUGCUAAUACCCGGAUGUGCAGAGAACUGAAAAUCAAGUUGGAAGCCAAUCCUGACUUUGAUUUUAAAAAUGUUCCAGUUGUGAUGCUGGCCGCCCUUUUCAAGGAGUUCUUGCGAAGUCUCCCGGAUUGUAUUUUGGGUUCCAGUGUGUAUAAUGAGUGGUUAGAAGUCGCCAACUGCACCGAUGAAUGGGAUAAAAGAAAUAAAGUUAUGGAGCUUCUGAAACAAAUAUCCUCAGCUAACCUGAAACUUCUACAACAUUUUCUGUGUGUCCUGUGGCACAUAUCUCAACACUCUGCGAUCAACAAGAUGUCACCAGAAAACCUUGCUGUAUGUGUCGGUCCAAGCAUGCUCUACAUUUCCACUUCUAGUAGACAGCAAUCAAUACUUCAGCCUGAGGUUUCCAAACAAGUACCAAAAAUUGUGGCUUAUCUCAUAAGCCAGUUCCCAGACUUGUUUGGUAAAGAGUGCAUGCAGCUCUUUGAUGGGGUCUUGGAUGAAGACCCUCUUCAGAAGAACUUUGCAGCAGAAGAGCAGUUGUUUGGUGAAUUCUUGGACAAGGACAUCCUCAGGCAUGACUCUGGAGCAGAAGAGUCUGAUAGUCUUCACAGUCAACAAGAAAUUGGAGGAUGUCGUCAAGAUGACUCCUCCAUCGACAGCUUAGAGAGGGAGCUCCUUGGAGGAAACAAAAUAAUAACUGAGCUUUCAAGUAAAAACCAGAUAUCACUGACAAAUCUUAGUCGAGAUUCGGGUCUAACACUUAGUGACACACAGUUGUACACACCUGAAGACGAGGAUGAGUGCGAAGAACCUGGAGAAUCUAUUCAGAGCAAUAACCAGAUAGUUAAGAGUACACCUAACUUGGAUUUAGUUGGUCUAGAAGCCGGCAAUCAUCCAACAAAGAACACGGGGGUAAGCAUUGAUGGAACGUGCAAUGAAGUCAUGAGGAAACGGCGGCAGGUCCAAGAAGGCUCUCGUCCAGGAAGUGCAACGUCAUCUCCUUUACGGAAUCAGAAUAAGAGUAGUACCCAGACCGGAUCUUGCCAACAAUACCAUCUACCAAUUCAUUAUUCACGAUCCUAUAGUUAUGGUGCUGGAGAUACAUUUUUAUACUGCUUACUGAAUCCGUUGUUCGAUGGAUCUGUUAGUUCUGCAGAAGUUAAAAGGAAUAUUCAUUCAGGUGGAUCACAACUGUCUUCAACGAAAGCUAGUAACUUGUACCCUGUGCCUUUGUUGAGACGUACUGCUUCGGAGGACAGUUUGUCCCAAGUCUACUGCAAUCGAACGUCCAUUCUUACUCCUCCUGCAUAUGGGAUUACUCAUCAAAAAUUUCUUACUGGUUUAGAAAUAGACCAAAACGACCAUAAUGUUUCCUCUAAAAAGAUUGGUAACAACUCUCGUUGCUCAGACAUUGAACAUUUGUCUAAAAGGUGUGCAAUAGAAGUGCCCAGAGAUAACAAUCACAUUGAUUCAAAACGUAAAACUCUGCCGUGCUCUAACAAAGUAGAUUCUUGGAAAUCCACUCCGUCGUUGACGAUGAUUGAUGAAACGGACAACUCUCAAAAUAAAGAUUUGGAUGCAGAAAAAUUCGGUUUAUUUUCUGCGACUGACUUUUAUGGUGUUUUCCAGAAUUCUUCUAAUGUCAAUUACACAUAUAACUCUUCAACAGAAUUAAGCCAUGAGAAUCGAGUUUCAAUGGAAGAAAAGGGAUGUAAAGGCUCAUCAACAUCUGUCAACUCCAGCAGAUCUAGUGGAUCUGGAGACUCAUUUCAGUCCCAAUCAUCUCGGGUAUCAGACAGAACAUUAAAAACGCAAACUUCAGAACCUCUGCCAGAAAAAUCUUUGAUGGAUUGGUUUUCUAGUUACCAGGAAACCCCAUCACAAAGGGCUAGAGCCUCGAGUUUUCCUCAUCAACAGUACGAUCGAUCAUCUUUGGUCUCCAGAGUAAACAAGCCAAAUAAGGACACGACACAUUCUUGCAUGGAGGGUUCUAGAAUUCUGGAGAAACCCUGUUUAUCUUUACCAGCCAACAUCCCACCUACUCCCCCUCCCACUCCACCCAAACCUCAGAAAACGGCAGUUCAUUUAGAAACACAGAGGAUGAUGCAAGCGGAUGAACAUCGAGCUAUGGAGAUCAAUACAGUUCCAGACAACAUCCCUCCUUCUGGAUUAAGAUGGAGACCCCCUGAAGACUGGAGAAAAGAGAUUAGCUGGAGUGUAUCUCAGUUACGAGACUAUUUUGAUAAGAGAUCCUCAGGACAUUCAGACUACGCGAGUCAGUCUUACAAACAAAGCCAACCACCGUUUCAAUCACAUCUUCCCAACUCAUCUACUAAAUAUGAGGACGACUGUAUAACUGUGGUAAGAGUAAGGGGUGGUGGAAGAACUGACCCUGUGAUAACUGUACGAAAAAGAACCGAUUCGGAUAGCACUUGUAGUAGUAGUAGUAGUAGUAGUAGUAGUAGUAGAAGUAGCUUGGGGGGCAAAGAAUCCUAUGUCUGAGAGGGAAAUACUCCAGGAAGAAGGCCAGAACUGUACCCCUAAGAUAACGGGGGUAUUAUCCCUAUGAGGACACUACAGUGCAUGAAGACUUUGUAUAUUUGUAUAUUUUUAAGCUUCAACGAAUUGUAUAUGAAUAAUUGAAAAACAUUGGUAAUCAAAGGAUUGAGAAAUUUAUUUGUUACAAAUAGAUGUUCAUUGUAUAUAACAUCAUUCAAACUCGAUAAAAUGAUUCAUAUUAGCAAUGUUUCCUUUUUUAUUAUUAAAGUGCCUUUAUAAAAAAUACCUUUGAGAGAUUUUUUU